This is a messenger RNA of Neltuma alba, 1721 nucleotides long. RefSeq names its product probable envelope ADP,ATP carrier protein, chloroplastic. The record is from RefSeq and is a predicted model, not a curated record. The transcript is spliced from 9 exons. Gene Ontology annotation, biological process: transmembrane transport. The coding region runs from base 83 to 1078 and encodes 331 amino acids. NCBI's taxonomy places the organism in Eukaryota, Viridiplantae, Streptophyta, Magnoliopsida, Fabales, Fabaceae.
AGCCUACUGUUCUUGAUUUCAUUCGCCCGUCUCGCAUCUACCCUCCUCGCUAAUCUUCUUUGUGCUUCAUUCUGAACGAAACAUGAGUGGGGACAGAGUCCUUUUUACAACGCGAAACAUUCCAAGCCUCGCCAACUCUUUCAACAAUGUCGUGGACGCCGACGACCACGAACCGUUGUGGAAGAAGACCACCCUCGGUCUCGCCACCGAUGGUUAUGGUGGGCUUGGUUCCCGUGGCGAUCAUUGCAAAUUCGCCUGUGUUUCCAUAGCAGAGAGGAAAGUUGAUAAAGAAUUCAUGCCCACGCUGGCUCAGCUCCUGAAGCAUCCGCUGGCCGUUGUCGCAUUCGUGCCCAGAGAUGUUUCCUUGUUUUUCGCUGGAGCCAUUGCCGGUGCUGCUGCUAAGACUAUCACUGCUCCUCUGGAUCGUAUCAAGAUCCUUAUGCAGACUCAUGGAGUACGAGUAGGGCAAGAAAGUGCUAAGAAGGCAAUUGGUUUCAUUGAGGCUACAACACUUAUAGCAAAGGAAGAAGGCAUCAAGGGUUAUUGGAAGGGCAACCUCCCCCAGGUGAUUCGGAUCAUUCCUUAUAGUGCUGUCCAGCUUUUUGCUUAUGAAACCUAUAAGAAAAUAUUCAGAGGAAAGAAUGGUGAGCUCUCUGUUUUCGGAAGACUUGCUGCAGGUGCUUUUGCUGGCAUGACAUCCACUUUUAUAACAUACCCAUUGGAUGUGUUGAGAUUACGAUUGGCAGUUGAACCAGGUUACCGAACCAUGACAGAGGUUGCUUUGGGCAUGCUAAGAGAUGAAGGGUUUGCAUCUUUCUAUUAUGGCCUGGGGCCUUCCCUAAUUGGAAUAGCUCCUUAUAUUGCUGUUAACUUUUGUGUUUUUGACUUAUUAAAGAAGUCGUUGCCUGAAAAAUAUCAAAAGAGAACUGAAACCUCCCUACUAACAGCUGUGCUUUCGGCUUCUCUCGCCACUAUUACAUGCUACCCUCUAGACACUGUGCGAAGACAGAUGCAAAUUAAGGGUACACCUUACAAUACAGUUUUAGAUGCUCUUACAGGUGGUGCUAUCGUAAUAUAAAUUAGGGUAAGAUAUGGAAAUUUCAGGAGGUUUUCACUUGCUCACAAGUGAUUCAAAUUCAAUUAUAUUAUGAGCUGUAUUUUGUAGCUGUCUACUGCAGAAUGCAGGUGCUGUGUCUUUAGUAUAAGUUAUUUAUUUUUAUCACUUUAAUGAGGAAAGAAGCCAUGCAAGACAGUCUGUUCUUAUCAAAGGCCUUCAAAAUCUAUUACAGCUGAUAAUGUCGAGUUCUCUUUCUUCUAUUGAAAAUGUUUCAUCCAGAGAGUUUAUCUAUGAAUUAGGAUUUUUUCUGUGAUGCCCCUACAUCUUGAAAUAAUUUUAGAUUCUAUUUAAUUUUUCAAUGAUUUUUCAGAUUAUAUAAGCAUGAAACUCCUAACAAGAAAUUUUUGACUUUUAAGCAUGAAACUAGCCCACUAAAGGCAAUUACUAUAAUUGGGAUUCAGGCUUAACCAGGUUGUAGCCUGUUGCGUCUGGAUACAUUUUAAUUUAUUUAAAAGAUGAGAAUGCUUGCAGUUUAAUGCCUCGCUAGUUUGUGCUAUCGGCAAAUCAAUAAUUCCCCUUAUGCAGGUAUUGUAGAACGGGAUGGAAUUAUUGGCUUAUACCGGGGCUUUGUGCCCAAUGCCUUGAAAAACCUACCAAACAGCAG